AUGCCUGCGAGCGACUAUGACGUCCGCGCUCUUGCGCUCCCAUUAGACGACGAGGAAACAGGCCAGACGCCGAUAUGGAGUCGACGUUCGCAAUCAUCUACCUUCCGGCGCAAUCCCUCGCACCAGAGCCAACAGAGCACAUGGCGGCAGCGCGCCAUGGACAAGUACGAUACACUCUCGCGACGAAUCCUGGAUCAAUACAAUAAACUUUCUCCCUUGCAGAAAAUACUCUUCUUCGUUGGGAAUUUGGUGUUGGCAGUAGGCGGCAUACUGUUCUUGGUUUACAAUGAGCGCAUAUUCGGGGCCUUGCUACCCGUAGCGAAGAAGUGGAGAGACGUCACAGCCGGAUGGCUGAUACUCUGGGUUUUGAUCUUUGUUGUAUCAUUCCCGCCCUUGAUUGGCUAUUCGAGUUUACUCACCAUCGCCGGUUUCGUUUAUGGCUUUCCGAAUGGUUGGUUCAUAGCCGCAACAGCGACAGUCGCCGGCAGCACAGCGUCCUUCCUCCUUUCGCGUACCCUCCUCAAGAACAUGGUACACCGUCUGAUAGCGAAUGACACGCGCUUCGCCGCCCUCUCCCUAACCCUCAAGCACGAUGGUCUAAAACUCCUCAUCAUGUACCGACUGUGUCCACUACCAUACUCAAUUUCCAAUGGCGCUGUCGCAACCUUCCCAACAGUACACUGGGCGUCAUACGCUCUAGCUACUGCUAUCGUAUCGCCAAAGCUUAUGCUGCAUAUUUUCAUCGGCAGCCAGCUCGAGAAGAUUGCUGAGAGUGGAGGUAAAAUGGAUCCUAGUACAAAAGCUCUGUCUUACGUUUCCAUAUUCAUUGGCCUCAUUGCGGGUGUCACCACAGGCUGGCUCGUAUACCGCAAGACCAAGGCCCGGGCUGCACAGCUUGAAGCCGAAGAGCGUGCGGGUAUUCGUCGUAUGAGUAUCGAAGAUUUGGAGAACGAAUACGCGGAUGACCCGGGAGCGCUGGAAGCUGCCGAACGGUUACGUGAAGAAGACGAUGAUAUCAGUCUCCGGACAACCUGGGACGAUGAGUACAGGGAUGAGCCUCCGGAGACGGGUGAUACCGUGGACAUCGGCGAUGACCCGUUCAAGGAUGGCGAUGCCAGUGACAGCGAGGAGCGAGGACGCGGAAGGCAGAAAUAG
Alternaria burnsii is the source of this 1155-nucleotide messenger RNA. RefSeq names its product tlg2-vesicle protein of 38 kda. The transcript is spliced from 2 exons. NCBI's taxonomy places the organism in Eukaryota, Fungi, Ascomycota, Dothideomycetes, Pleosporales, Pleosporaceae. Gene Ontology annotation, cellular component: Golgi membrane. The record is from RefSeq and is a predicted model, not a curated record. Gene Ontology annotation, biological process: mitotic spindle elongation; vesicle-mediated transport. Bases 1 to 1155 code for a protein of 384 amino acids.